This is a messenger RNA of Mesocestoides corti, 1335 nucleotides long. Lineage: Eukaryota; Metazoa; Platyhelminthes; Cestoda; Cyclophyllidea; Mesocestoididae. The record is from the annotation of a GenBank genome assembly.
UUCAUCAAUAGUAGUCCAUUUUGUCCUAAACAUGCUCGGAUUUUUAUCAUUAUCUUCUAUUCCGACUUUGGGCCAUUUAAUCUCGCUCAGAUUUAUCGCUACUGUCGAAAGGUGAAUAAGAAGCUCAAGAAUAGGAUUGUACAUUGUGCCUCCUCAGAGCCGAAAAAACGCACAAAUGCAGCCUUUCUCGUCGGAUGCUACCAGAUUAUUUAUCUCAAUCGAUCAGCUGACGAUGCUUACAAGUGUUUGUUAUCAGAAAAGGACGCCGCAUUUGGACCAUCCUGCUACCAUCUCAACCUAGUCAACUGCCUCCAGGCUAUCCAAAAGGCUGUCCAUCUGCGUUUUUUGGACUUCGAAAACUUCGACUUGGAUGACUACGAGUACAAUGAGAAAGUUGAAAACGGCGAUCUUAGUUGGAUUUUGCCGAAGAAGUUCAUCGCGUUCUCCGGACCACAUUCACGAACCAUGCUUGACAACGGUUAUCCUCUGCACGCCCCAGAGUUCUACUUGCCCUACUUCCGGAAACACAAUGUCUCCAACGUCAUCCGAUUGAACCAGAAGAUGUACGAGGCCUCCAGGUUCACGCGAGCUGGCAUCACCCACCAUGACCUCUUCUUCCCUGAUGGCUCUGUUCCCACCGAGGCGAUCACCCGACAAUUCCUCGAAAUCUGCGAAAAUGCCACCGGUGUUAUCGCUGUCCAUUGCAAAGCUGGAUUAGGCCGAACUGGCACCCUGAUUGGCUGCUACUUGAUGAAGCACUAUCGCCUGACAGCGGCAGAGGCGAUAGCGUGGAUUCGCAUCUGUCGUCCCGGCUCGAUCAUCGGUCGACAGCAGACGUGGCUCGAGGAACACCAGGUCUGGUGCUGGGAUGAGGGUGACGCCCAUAAAAUGCGUCGUCGGAGACAGGAGUCACCUUCGCCGUUGCUGAACCGAUUGCCUGCAGCAGAAGCUGGUGGUGAAUUCUCCCAACCGCCCGUUACCGCCACGACCUCACUCCCCGAUGAAGCUGACGAAGAGGGCUUGCCAGUGAUCCUAGUCAACCCCAAUCCAGAUCCCCCAGCUGGCAAAGCCCGCGUGCGUCUCAACGGCGAUGGCAAACUUGUGUACCACCACAAAAUCCAGAUCACUGGGCGGUCCCAGUCCCCACCUCCACUCACCACCAACGACACCGACGCUAACGACUCUGACACAGCGAAAGAAGGCACCUCAAAUCGCGCAAUGCUUGGCAUGCCAAUCAGCCGAUGUAAGUUGAUUAGGGUGCCUAGAGUCCUUGCAGCAAAGGGAACAGCUGGCUUCAGACUGGGUCUGCCUACCUUGUGUUAUUACCUCGGAUAA